Paramecium tetraurelia is the source of this 549-nucleotide messenger RNA. RefSeq lists its product as uncharacterized. Gene Ontology annotation, molecular function: protein kinase binding. The transcript is spliced from 2 exons. Gene Ontology annotation, biological process: regulation of cyclin-dependent protein serine/threonine kinase activity. The record is from RefSeq and is a predicted model, not a curated record. NCBI's taxonomy places the organism in Eukaryota, Ciliophora, Oligohymenophorea, Peniculida, Parameciidae.
AUGCAACAAUCGAAUUAGUUACUUGUUACAGUAGCAAAUAUCUUGGAUGAAAUCAUAAAAGAGACAGAUACUUUAGAAAUUGAGUAAGACUCACAAUCGUAUUUCCAUGCUAACAAAGCCCCUUCAAUAUCAAUCCACAAUUACUUAUAAAGAAUUGCAAAGUAUACUCAUUGUAGUGAAUAAUGCUUUGUUAUUGCUUUAAUUUACUUGGAUAGACUGUAAGAAAAACACCCUUAUUUAGUGCUCAAUUCUAAAUGUAUUCAUAGAUUCCUUUUGUUAGCUAUUGUGAUGGCCAUAAAAUACCAGGAUGACGAUUAUUAUAAGAAUGAAUAUUAUGCAAAAGUGGGGGGAGUAAGUGUUAAAGAGAUAUUUAUUCUUGAAUAAGAAUUCUUGGAGUUAAUGGACCAUUAAUUGUUUAUCGAUGAACAAUAUUAUUUUCUGUACGAAAAGAAAUUGCUUGAAUAUGGAGAGAUUGAAAUGCCCUGAUAAAUUGUGUUUAUUUGUUUAUUAUUUUGUGUUUUUAUUAUUCUGAUAUGAAAUAUACUAUUA